GAAUUUGCUCAGAACUACUCAUCCGGUGAAAAAUGUAAUUUCGGCUUUAUCGUUUCAAUGUCUUUGAGACUUCGCCAAAGGGAAGUUUCGAGCUUGUGAAGCAUCUCUUCUCAUUUGCAUGCCUCAGUAUUUAUGGUGGUUCUACUCACAAGCUCCCUUAAAUGUGAAUACCGCCACAAGAAUCAUUUGCAACAUGGCAGUUAUCGCAGUUCGCAAAGCUGUUGUGGACAAAACUUAUGCUUCAAAUGCAAGAUUAUAAAAUGGCGUUUCUACAGGAUUUUGCACCUCAAAUCAGAACGAGAAAGAGAUAAUUGGUGGCCAGCCACACUUUUGUUUGCAAAUUGUAGCAUUUCAAGGCUUAUGCAAGGGCUAGACAAAUUGAGAGCGUGUGUUGGUUGCAAACCAAGGACAUUGUGCUUCAAAAGUCAUUCUGAUCUGGUUUUGGUUUGAUCAACUGUAGGCUCACGAGUUAUGAUGUUCAAAAAGAAAAUAAUUUUAUGCGAUGCAGAUAAAUGGAAAAUAUUGAAGCCGCCACAACUACACUAAAUUGUCAAUUUAUAAGAAUAUCUUUUGAAACAGCUGCUGAACAUAUUUGCUGUAGUUUGGUGGGUGGUUUCAGACCAAGUUUUCACGAGAUCCUCGUGAAUACGAGCCACCUGAGAGCUGUGGCGUUGACUGGGUGACUAUUUGAUAGUUAUGAAUAGUCGACUGGUUUUUAUUUUUCGUCAAAACAUGAGCAAGCAACUCGUGAAAUACACAUUUUCCCAUCUCAGAUAUAUUAUUAGAAGCCAGCAAGGACGGCUGCAAAGGGAAUUGGCACUUUCUGUUCCGCAGAAAAGGACGAUUUUCAACAUGCCAUCUCACAGGUUUUAUGUUCGAUUUGGUAAGCUGGCAAAAUUUUCAGCAUUGGAAGAGGAAAGCAUAAUUGAACAGAUAGAGUAUCUUAAGCCAAGAGACCGUGCAAAAAUGGCAGUACCAAGAAGUUUUGAUGUGUCAGUAAAACAGUUUUACAGAAGGCCACUGCCAGAAACAUGCAUUUCAUUCUGUUCACAGAAGGGCAAAGAAAUAUUCAAGGAAGCUCUUGUUUCUGGUCACAUGCAAAGUUAUUUCAGGUUGGCAGCACAGUUCCGCACUCAAGAUGAGCCAGCCUACUGCGGCCUGUCAACACUGGUGAUGGUACUUAACUCUCUUGAAGUUGACCCAGGUAAACUUUGGAAGGGCUGUUGGAGAUGGUACCAUGAAGAAAUGUUAGACUGCUGUGAGCCCCUUGAUCACGUCAAAGAAAAAGGAAUCAACUUUGACCAGUUUGUUUGUCUAGCUCACUGCAAUUACUUAAAGGCUGAUGCAGUGAGAGGGAAUGAGGACAUGUUAGAGGAGAAUUUUCGUGAACUGGUCAAAAUUUGCACUCAGCAAGAUGAUAGUUUUAUAGUGGCAUCAUAUUCAAGAUCAACACUUUUGCAGACUGGUGAGGGGCAUUUCUCACCAAUUGCUGGGUACCAUCCUGGUCAGGAUUUGGUAUUGAUACUAGAUGUUGCAAGAUUCAAGUAUCCCCCUCACUGGGUCUCACUAAAACUUCUGGUGAAAGCAAUGAGAGAACUGGAUUUGAGCACAGGGUUACCGAGAGGUUACAUAUUAUUGCAAAAGCAGGAAGGGCGUUUACCUCUUUUGUUGUUCAGAAUUUCGACAGCUCUCGCCGUUACCCAGGGGGACCUUGUUGGAAAAGGGGUCAGAGAGUGCAUCAGAAAAUGGAACGAGCUUUUGGCAGAAAAGCGAGGUGUGGUUGCAGACUUUGCAGAAAAUAAGAUGAUUCUUGGACAAGCAAUCAGUGGGCUUUUGCAGGUUUUAGGGACAUUACCAGAGGAUUGUUGUGUUUUGACAACUCAAUCGACAUGAAAUGUGAUGAAGUCUCUCGUAACCACGUCUGUGCUGUCUGCCAACUACUCAACGACAUUGAGUCAACAGAACUUUACAAAACGCUAGAGAACAAUUUGAAUGCUGGAAAAUUCAGUAAUCUCUCCAAGAUUGGUAUUGUGUCUCUUCCACCAGACUUUGCACCACCUUCUGAUAACUGUUCGAUGUUGAAUGGAGUGACUUCAGCUCAUUUCUUGACCGUCUUGUUGAUGUCAUGGCCAUACUGCAAGGAAAAAGGCACUUUCGGGAGCGCUUUAGGCCUAUAUGCUGAUCAAAUGAUUAAUCAAGGGACAGAAUUGUUGAAGAAUGAAAUACUAAAUCUCAAGAGACAGUUGGCCACUGUUUUCAACGUGUUCAGUUGUUCUUGCAGCAAAAAUCGUUAGAAAAGAAAAUGUCUGUUUUGUCAUCAUGUUUGAGUAACCUGGGCUUCUUUCAAAGAAAUAAAAGAACCUGCAGAGUACUCUGGCUAUUGAUGUUUGAGUUGUUAAAAUCAAAGAUUUAUGCAGCAUAACCGAGCUGAUCUGUUAAUACCAGCAAACAAAUGCUUCCAGCCACUCGACAAAGCCAAGCUAAUGUCAUCCCGUGUUGUUAUCGAUAUCAUGCUCUAAACGGCAAUACAAACUCGCUAACUGCAGCGUUUCUUCUUCAAGAAUCUUGGUCGGGUUUGCUUGUUUUCAUAGCUCUUAAGGACAACAAUGUACCUGGGAAAAGUGCAAGAAAAACCAUUGAUUUGAAGGAAAUGGCGUCGUUAAAAGUAUUUCUAACCUGUUUGGCGCAUGAAACUGCAUCAAAGCUGCAUCAAAGCUGGAUCGAACUAAAGGAUGAUUAAAAUUGUUUAUGAUGUUAUGGGAGCAACGAAAAAGAAAAUCGUUCUUCAAGAAUACGAUCAAAAGAAA
This is a messenger RNA of Rhopilema esculentum, 2807 nucleotides long. Its product is annotated as glutathione gamma-glutamylcysteinyltransferase. The record is from RefSeq and is a predicted model, not a curated record. Gene Ontology annotation, biological process: phytochelatin biosynthetic process; detoxification of copper ion; cellular detoxification of cadmium ion. Lineage: Eukaryota; Metazoa; Cnidaria; Scyphozoa; Rhizostomeae; Rhizostomatidae. Gene Ontology annotation, molecular function: glutathione gamma-glutamylcysteinyltransferase activity; metal ion binding.